CGAAGGUUAUCCAAUAUAUUUUAUUAUUUAUAUAUUUGGGAAAUCCAUCUCUAUCUGCAACAACCAAUAGAGAAACAAACAAACAGAAGCAAUGGCUGAUGAUCAGAAUGUACCGGAACUCUUUGAACUCAACAAUGGAACCAUGCGAGUCAAGAUCUCAAACUAUGGAUGCACUAUCACUUCUCUGUUUGUUCCAGAUAAAAACGGUAACUUCGCUGAUGUCGUACUCGGAUUCGAUUCCCUUGAACCAUAUUUGAAAGGUGCUGCACCUUACUUCGGUUGCAUUGUGGGUCGGGUUGCCAACAGAAUUAAAGAUGGUGGACGCAAGGGAUAUGACAAGGUGGUUUGGGAUGUCGUUGAACAUAACGAUGGUGAAAACCCAUCAAUUACCUUCAAAUAUCAUAGCCAUGACGGGGAAGAAGGAUACCCUGGAGAUGUUAAUAUAACUGCCAAGUAUACACUCACAUCGAGCACAACCAUGAGACUUGACAUGAAAGCCACACCUGAAAACAAACCUACUCCAAUCAAUUUGGCGCAACAUACUUACUGGAAUUUAGCAGGCUACAACUCUGGCAACGUACUCGAGCAUUCUAUUCAGAUAUGUGCAAAUCAUGUUACCCCAGUAGAUCAGAACACAGUCCCAACUGGUGAAAUCAUGCCAGUUAAAGGUACCCCUUUUGAUUUCUUAACAGAGAAAAAGAUUUGUACCUCAAUCCAUGAGGUUCCAGGCCUGGGCUAUGACCACAAUUACGUGCUCGACUGCGGAGAGGAGAAAUCAGGUUUAAAAUGUGCUGCUAAGGUCAAGGAUCCAUCAGGCUCCAGGGUUUUAAAGCUUUGGACCAAUGCCCCUGGUAUGCAGUUUUACACAGGGAAAUAUGUGAACGGGGUUGAAGGAAAAAGCGGUGCAGUCUACGGGAAACAUGCAGGACUCUGUUUGGAGACCCAAGGUUUCCCAAAUGCCAUUAACCAACCAAACUUUCCAUCUGUUGUUGUUCAACCAGGCGAGAAGUAUGAACACACUAUGCUGUUUGAAUUCUCAUCUGAGUAAAACUAUAAAUAGAUGUCCUGUGAGUAGAUGGAUAAAUAAGUUAUGUAAUUCGUCGUCAUUUUGCACUCCUUGGUUUUGUUCAAUCUUUGAAAUAAGAAAUAGAAAAUAAAAAUAAAAACUCCAGAAUAAGCUGUUUGCAGAAA
Messenger RNA from Papaver somniferum (opium poppy), 1191 nucleotides. RefSeq names its product aldose 1-epimerase-like. Lineage: Eukaryota; Viridiplantae; Streptophyta; Magnoliopsida; Ranunculales; Papaveraceae. The record is from RefSeq and is a predicted model, not a curated record. The coding region runs from base 92 to 1048 and encodes 318 amino acids. The transcript has 5 exons. Gene Ontology annotation, biological process: beta-D-galactose catabolic process via UDP-galactose, Leloir pathway; glucose metabolic process. Gene Ontology annotation, molecular function: aldose 1-epimerase activity; carbohydrate binding.